Poecile atricapillus (Black-capped chickadee) is the source of this 6180-nucleotide messenger RNA. It is a transcript of the gene ARHGAP35, whose product is annotated as Rho GTPase activating protein 35. Gene Ontology annotation, biological process: signal transduction. Gene Ontology annotation, molecular function: GTPase activity; GTP binding. Bases 281 to 4693 code for a protein of 1470 amino acids. The transcript is spliced from 9 exons. The record is from RefSeq and is a predicted model, not a curated record. Lineage: Eukaryota; Metazoa; Chordata; Aves; Passeriformes; Paridae.
AAUUAACGGAGCGGGUCCCUCCUUCCUGGACUUUGGAGUCAAUCAGUAACUCCUGACUCAGGGAAUUCCAGGGAAAACCGGCGGGAAUGGCCCCAAAUCGGGAAUUUUCGGGUGCUUGAAGCCGGAAUUUCCAGCUCCGGAGCCGCUCCGGGGCGCCUCGCCGGCCACCCGACGCCGGCGCCCACCGCGGCCUGAAGCGACGCCGGCACGCGCGGCAUGGCGACGCCGAGCGGCCCCGCCCCGGCGCCGCGCCUGCCCUGAGCCCCCCCAUGCGCCGGCGAUGAUGAUGGCGCGCAAACAAGAUGGCCGCACGCCCACCUACAACGUCAGCGUGGUGGGGCUGUCCGGCACCGAGAAGGAGAAGGGCCAGUGCGGCGUCGGCAAAUCCUGCCUGUGCAACCGCUUCGUGCGGCCCGGCGCCGACGACUUCCACUUGGAGCACACGUCCGUGCUCAGCACCAGUGACUUUGGGGGCAGGGUGGUCAACAAUGACCACUUCCUCUACUGGGGCGAGGUGGCGCGGCCGCUGGAGGAGUGCGUGGAGUGCCGCAUCCACGUGGUGGAGCAGACGGAGUUCAUCGACGACCAGACCUUCCAGCCCCACCGCAGCACGGCGCUGCAGCCCUACAUCAAGAGGGCGGCGGCCACCAAGCUGGCGUCGGCCGAGAAGCUGAUGUACUUCUGCACCGACCAGCUGGGCUUGGAGCAGGACUUCGAGCAGAAGCAGAUGCCCGACGGCAAGCUGCCGGUGGACGGCUUCCUGCUGUGCGUGGACGUCAGCCGCGGCAUGAACCGCAACUUCGACGAGCAGCUCAAGUUCGUGUCCAACCUCUACAACCAGCUGGCCAAGACCAAGAAGCCGGUGGUGGUGGUGCUGACCAAGUGCGACGAGGGCGUGGAGCGCUACAUCCGCGACGCCCACGCCUUCGCGCUGGGCAAGAAGAACCUGCAGGUGGUGGAGACCUCGGCGCGCUCCAACGUCAACGUGGAGCUGGCGUUCGGCACGCUGGUGCAGCUGGUGGACCGCAGCCGCGGCAAGGCCAAGAUCAUCCCCUACUUCGAGGCGCUGAAGCAGCAGAGCCAGCAGAUCGCCGCCGCCAAGGACAAGUACGAGUGGCUGGUGAGCCGCGUGGUGAAGAGCCACCACGAGGCCUGGCCCGGCGCCAGCCGCAAGAUGCAGCCGGCGCCCGAGUUCCAGGACUACGUCUACCUGGAGGGCACCCACAAGGCCAAGAAGCUCUUCCUGCAGCACGUGCAGCGCCUCAAGCAGGAGCACAUCGAGCGGCGCCGCAGGGUCUACCUGGCGCUGCUGCCGCAGGCGCUGGACGCCCUGGUGCCGGACCUGGACGAGAUCGACCGCCUGAGCCGCGCCAAGGCCGAGAAGCUGCUGGAGGCCAAGCCCGACUUCCUCAAGUGGUUCGUGGUGCUGGAGGAGACGCCGUGGGACGCCACGAGCCACGUGGACGACGUGGACAACGAGCGCAUCCCCUUCGACCUGCUGGAGACGCCGGCGGGCGAGCAGCUCUACGAGGCCCACCUGGAGAAGCUGCGCGACGAGCGCAAGCGCGCCGAGAUGAGGAGGGCGUUCCGCGAGAACCUGGAGAGCUCGCCCUUCGUCACGCCCGGGAAACCCUGGGAGGAGGCCAGGAGCUUCAUCAUGAACGAGGACUUCUACCUGUGGCUGGAGGAGCCCGUCUACAUGGACAUCUACGGCAAGCACCAGAAGCAGCUGAUCGACAAGGCCAAGGAGGACUUCCAGGAGCUGCUGCUGGAGUACUCGGAGCUCUUCUACGAGCUGGAGCUGGACGCCAAGCCCAGCAAGGAGAAGAUGGGCGUCAUCCAGGAGGUUCUGGGCGAGGAGCAGCGCUUCAAGGCCCUGCAGAAGCUGCAGGCCGAGCGCGACGCCCUCAUCCUCAAGCACAUCCACUUCGUCUACCACCCCACCAAGGAGACGUGUCCCAGCUGCUCCUCCUGCGUGGACGCCCGCGUGGAGCAGCUGCUGGGCUCCCGCUUCUCGCGGCCGCCGCGCCCGGCGCCGGCCGACGCCGCCGCCGCCGCCGACCGCCUCAACCUGGUCAUCCUGGGCAAGGACGGGCUGGCGCGGGAGCUGGCCAACGAGAUCCGCGCGCUCUGCACCAACGACGACAAGUUCGUGGUGGAGGGCAAGAUGUACGAGCUGGCGCUGCGGCCCAUCGAGGGCAACGUGCGGCUGCCGGUCAACGCCUUCCAGACGGCCACCUUCCAGCCCCACGGCUGCCUCUGCCUCUACAACUCCAAGGAGUCGCUGUCCUACGUGGUGGAGAGCAUCGAGAAGAGCCGCGAGGCGGCGGCGGCGGCGGCCCGGCGCGACGGGCACCCGGCGCAGCUGCCGCUGACGCUGGCGCUGGUGAACAAGCGCGGCGGCGGCGACGCCGGCGGGGAGACGCUGCAGAGCCUGAUCCAGCAGGGCCAGCAGAUCGCCGGCAAGCUGCAGUGCGGCUUCCUGGAGCCGGCGGCGGCCGGCAGCGGCUACGGCCGCAACAUCAACGAGAAGCAGAUCGGGCAGGUGCUCAAGGGGCUGCUGGACGCCAAACGCGGCCUGGCCGCGGCGGCGGCGGCGGCGGCGGGGGCGGGGGGCUCGGCGCCGGGGCCGCGCGAGGCGGCCGACGCCGACCUGCGGGUGGUGAUGUGCCUGAUGUGCGGCGACCCGGCGGGCGCCGACGAGGUGCUGCUGCCCAUCCUGCAGGCGCAGCCGUGCCGGCCGGCGCCGGGCGGCGGCGCCGCGGUGCUGCUGGAGCUGGCGGUGGGCUCGCAGCGGCGCCGCGUGGAGCUGUCGCUGCUCUCCUACCACGCCUCCUUCGGGCUGCGCAAGAACCGCCUGGUGCACGGCUACAUCGUCUGCUACGCCGCCGGCCGCCGCGCCUCGCUGGCCACGCUGCGCGCCUUCCUGGCCGACGUGCAGGACAUCGUGCCCGUGCAGCUGGUGGCGCUGAGCCACGGCCCCGCCGAGGCGGCCGAGGCCGAGCUGAGCCGCGAGCAGCUGGCCGAGGGCGAGGAGAUCGCGCAGGACAUCGAGGCGCGCUUCGCGGCGCCGGCCUGCGGGCAGCACCGCCUGGACGCCUUCCAGCCCUUCUUCAGGGACGCGCUGGACAAGAAGAACAUGGUGGAGGCCGCCCACAUGUACGACAACGCCGCCGAGGCCUGCGGCGCCGGCGAGGACGUCUUCAACUCGCCGCGCGCCGGCUCGCCGCUCUGCAACUCCAACCCGCCCGACUCCGAGGAGGACGCCGAGGCGCCGCCGGGAUACAGCCCCUUCCGCGAGGAGCCCGCGCCGCCGCGGGAGCUCUCCAAGCUGUCGGCGGAGCUGGAGGGCAACGACGCGCUGUCCUUCGUGUCGGUGCUGGGCGGCUUCGAGAGCAAACUCAACAAUAAAAUCGCGGCGGCGGCGGCGGCCAAAGGCAAAGCCGAGCUGGCGUUCCUGGAGCAGGGCCGGCGGCGCUCGGUGUCGGCGUGGCCGGCCGGCGACUGCUUCGACCCCUCCGACUACGCCGAGCCCAUGGACGCGGUGGUGAAGCCGCGCAGCGAGGAGGAGAACAUCUACUCGGUGCCGCACGACAGCACCCAGGGCAAGAUCAUCACCGUGCGCAACAUCAACAAGGCGGCCUCCAACGGCAGCGGCAACGGCUCGGACAGCGAGAUGGACAGCGGCUCCCUGGAGCGCGGCCGCAGGGCUCCGGCCGCCGCCAAGCCGCUGCUGUACCGCGCCCGCUGCGCCCGGCUCGGCCGCUUCGCCGGCUACCGGCCCGGGCUGGGCGUGGGCAGCGACGACGAGCUGGGCCCGGGCAGGAAGAAGGACGAGGAGGUCGGAGGCCACGGGGGCUACAAGGGAGGGGACAACGCGGUGAUGGCCUACGAGGCGGCCGACGGCGAGGAUCCGCGCAGGAGGAACAUCCUGAGGAGCCUGAGGAGGCCCACCAAGAAGCCCAAGGCCAAGGCGCGGCCGUCGCUGUCCAAGGCGCCGUGGGAGAGCAGCUACUUCGGGGUGCCCCUGGCCAGCGUGGUCACCCCCGAGCGGCCCAUCCCCGUCUUCAUCGAGCGCUGCAUCCAGUACAUCGAGGCCAUCGGGCUGAGCACGGAGGGGAUUUAUCGUGUCAGCGGCAACAAAUCGGAGAUGGAGAGCCUGCAGCGGCAGUUCGACCAGGACCACGGGCUGGACCUGGCUGAGAAGGAUUUCACCGUCAACGCCGUGGCCGGAGCCAUGAAAAGUUUCUUCUCGGAGCUGCCGGAGCCGCUGGUGCCGUACGCGAUGCAGCUGGAGCUGGUGGAGGCCCACAAGAUCAACGACCGGGAGCAGAAGCUCCACGCGCUCCGGGACGUCCUGAGGAAAUUCCCACGGGAAAACUACGAGGUCUUCAAAUACGUCAUCGCGCACCUCAACAGGGUGAGCCAGCAGCACCGCGUCAACCUGAUGACCAGCGAGAACCUGUCCAUCUGCUUCUGGCCCACGCUGAUGCGGCCGGACUUCAGCACGAUGGACGCGCUGACGGCCACCAGGACCUACCAGACAAUCAUCGAACUCUUCAUCCACCAGUGCCCCUUCUUCUUCCCGCUGCGGCCGCCCCCGGACACGCCCGGCUCGCCCGGCCCCGCCCCGGCCACGCCCUUCCCGCCCUCCCCGCCCCGGACGCCGUCGCCGGAGCCGCCGGAGCCCUGAGCGGGCGGGGGAGGGGCGGUGACCGCCGGGAACGUCCGGCCGGAGCCGGGGGACGCGGGGGAGGGGCUCGGACGAUGGCGGGGGAGGAACCCCCAGACUUUGGCCAGGGCCCGAUGGACGCCCCCGGGGGAGGGGCCGGAGAGGGGCGGAGAGGGGGGAGGCGUGGCCGGAGUGGCCUGGGGGUCACCAGAAGUGGCCUGGGGGUCACCAGAGGUGGCCUGGGGGUCACCAGAGGUGGUCCAGGGUCAUCCAAGGUGGCCUGAGUGGCCUGAGGGUCAUCCAACAUGGUCUAGAGUGGCCUGAGGGUCAUCAAACAUGGUCCAGGUGGCCUGGGGGUCAUCAAAGGUGGUCCAGGGUGGCCUAAGAGUCAUCAAACGUGGCCUGAGGGUCAUCCAUGGUGGUCCAGGGUCAUCGAAGGUGGCCUGAGGGUCAUCCAACAUGGUCUAGAGUGGCCUGAGGGUCAUUGAAGGUGGCCUGAGGGUCACUCAAGGUGGUCCAUGGUGGCCUGAGGGUCACCCAACAUGGUCUAGAGUGGCCCAAGGGUCAUCCAAGGUGGCCUGAGGGUCAUCAAAGGUGGUCCAAGGUGGCCCAAGGGUCAUCCAGAGUGGUCCAGAGUGGCCCAAGGGUCACUCCAGGUGGUCCAUGGUGGCCUGAGGGUCACUCAAGGUGGCCCAAGAGUCGUCCAGUGUUGACUGAGGUCCAUCCGUCGUCGUCCCGUGGAGCCCAAGGUUCAUCCAGGGGGGUCCAGGGUGGCCAAGGGACAUCUGGGGUGGCCAAGGGACAUCUGGGGUGGCCAAGGGACAUCUGGGAUGGUCCAGAGUGGCCUGAGGGACAUCCAGGGUGGCCCAAGAUCCAUCCCAGGUGGCCCAAGGUCCAUCCAGGGUGGCCCAAGGUCCAUCCCAGGUGGCCCAAGGCCCAUCCCAGGAGAUCCAAGGUGGCCCAAAGUCCAUCCAAGGUGGCCCAAGAUUCAUUUGAGGUUGCCCAAGACCCAUCCAAGGUGGCCCAAGAUCCAUCCCAGGAGAUCCGAGGUGGCCCAGAGUCCAUUUGAGGUGGCCCAAGGUCCUUCCCAGGAGAUCUGAGGUGGCCCAAAGUCCAUUUGAGGUGGCCCAGAGUCCAUCCAGGAGGUUCAAGGUGGCCCAGAGCCCACCCGAGGUUGCCCAAGACCCACCCGAGGUUGCCCAAGGCCCCCCCGAGCCCCAAAUUCCCGGGAUUCCACCCCAAAACGCUUCUGGGCGGGGGGGGAGAAGCCUCAGGCACCCCUCCCCCACCCCGGGGGCCGAUUUGGGGCGAAUUCCCGGGAAUUUGGGGGUGGGGGAGGGGCCCGGGGUUUUGGGGAGGUUUUGGGGGGAUUUGGGGGGUCCGAACUGGGCGGAACUGGAGUUUGACGGUACCACCGGGACCCGCCGGGUCUCUGCGCACUUUACGACGCCCCCGAGCACCAAAAUCCCAAAAAAAAAAAAAAUAAAUUAAAGGAAAAACAAAAAAAA